Molecule: messenger RNA, 1587 nt
Organism: Cladophialophora immunda
Lineage: Eukaryota; Fungi; Ascomycota; Eurotiomycetes; Chaetothyriales; Herpotrichiellaceae
Exons: 8
Coding region: 1-1587 (528 amino acids)
Biological process (GO): transmembrane transport
Molecular function (GO): transmembrane transporter activity
Source: RefSeq, a predicted model, not a curated record
AUGGAGCCCAAGUCCGAGACCCAAGAAAAGCCCGAGAUAGCCAAAGUCGAGGUAGAAGUGAGUGCUGCUGGCCAUGGCCAUGGUCACGGCCACGGCCACGCUCACACUCACCAUACCCAGAUUGGAGCAUCUCACCUUUACAAAGAGGAUGCAGAGGGCAAUGUCAUCGGGCGAGUACUGAUUCCUCGUCCUACAAACGAUCCAAAUGAUCCUUUGACCUGGGCUGCGUGGAGAAAACACAUUGCUUUCGGCACGGUGUGCUUCUACGUUUUGCUGUCCAACUUUGGCCUCUCCGCCAUGACUCCCGGUUUGACUUUGGUGAUUGAGGAUUUUGGCAUCACACCCACGCAGGCCAGCUAUCUGGUCACAUUGCAGAUUCUGGUUCUAGGAGUUGGGAACUUGUUCUGGAUUCCGCUCUCGCUCAAGAUUGGCAAAAGACCCGUCAUGGUCAUCUCCAGCGGACUCUUUUUCGUUGCCACAAUCUGGUCGGCUGUUUCCAAAUCCUACGGUUCUCUCCUCGGCUCGCGCAUCAUUUCGGGGUGGUGCGCCAGUGCUUCUGAAGCCAUGGGACCCGCCGUCGUCGCCGACCUGUACUUCCUGCACGAGCGAGCGACCCUAACGGGGACUUACACGUUCAUGAUCGGCGGCGGAAGCGCCCUGGGGGGCAUCUUCGGGGGCCUCGUGGUCAACGCCAAUUCCGACUGGCACUGGAUCUUCUGGAUGUGCGCCAUCCUCACCGGCGUGUGUUUCCUCUUGAUCGUGCUCUUCUGCGCCGAGACAAACUUCAUUCGCCCCGAGGACACCGAAGGCCUUGACAACGGCCAGCAGGAGCUCGUCACCGAAAUGAUCCGCACCAAAUACCACUUCGGACGGUCGUUGAAGCUGUGGGGUUGGUACGACCGCGAGACCAGCCUGUGGCUGUACUUCUGGCGCCCGCUGGCACUGCUGCCGUAUCCUGCCGUCUUCUGGGCAUCCGUCUGCUACGGCGUCACCUUGGGCUGGGUGGUGUUCCAACUGACGGCCAACGCGUUGUAUUUCCCCCAACUGUACCACUUUUCGGCUCUUGGGGUGGGCAAUCUCUACGCGGCGAAUGUCAUCGGUGCUCUCCUGGGCUGCAUCUACGCCGGCCCCUUCUGCGACUGGCUCAUCGCCAACAUCACCAAACGACACGGCGGCUACUUCAAGCCCGAAUACCGGCUCUACCUCAUGAUCAUGCCGUUCCUGCUCGGACCCCUAGGUCUCCUGCUGUGGGGCUUCGGGCUGCAGAACCAGCUGCACUGGUCCGUGGCCGCUGCCGGGUCGGGGAUCUCUUAUGCGGUGCUCUGUGCGGUGCCCAACAUCGGCAUGACUUAUGUGGUCGACAGCUACAGACCUGUCGCCGGCGAGGCCAUGACUUCGCUCACGGCAUUCAAAAACACCUUUGCCUUUGGCAUCAGCUUCGCCGUCUACCCCUGGCUAGCCAAGGAUGGCCCUGGAAAGGUUGCGGGCUACCAGACACUGAUUGAAGGGGUUCUUUUCGCCUUUACGAUUCCCUUGUUCGUCUAUGGUGAAAGGCUGCGUCGGUGGUCGAGCCAUUUCGAUGUCUGA